Quercus robur (English oak) is the source of this 1377-nucleotide messenger RNA. Its product is annotated as metacaspase-9. Gene Ontology annotation, biological process: proteolysis. Bases 238 to 1188 code for a protein of 316 amino acids. Gene Ontology annotation, molecular function: cysteine-type endopeptidase activity. Lineage: Eukaryota; Viridiplantae; Streptophyta; Magnoliopsida; Fagales; Fagaceae. The transcript has 2 exons. The record is from RefSeq and is a predicted model, not a curated record.
UUUAUGGAAGUUGAAGCCUUGAAGCAUAUUUCUUUCUGCUCAAAUGUAUACUUCCCAUCCUUGGAAGCCAAUUAAUAGGACGUCAUAGGUUGCUUGAAUCAAAAAUCGCAUGUGUAUCAUGACACAUGAGGAAUUAUAAAGCUGAAACUUUGUGAGAGAUCAAAUGGAAGAACCAAAAACCAUUUUGAAAUUCAAAGACAAACAUCUUAUUGGUUUUCACUCAAAUUGCCUGCAAAAAUGGAGAAUGGAAACAAGAGGCUAGCUGUUUUGGUUGGUUGCAAUUACCCCAACACCCCACAUGAGUUAAAUGGAUGCAUAAACGAUGUUUUGGCCAUGAGAGACGUGCUUGUUAAAUGGUUUGGGUUCGAUCACAGCCAUAUUGAACUCUUGACUGAUGCACCUGGUUCAUUAGUCAUGCCCACUGGUGCUAACAUUAAGAAGGCACUUGAUCAGAUGCUCAAGAAGGCUGAACCUGGAGAUGUCCUAUUCUUUCAGUAUAGUGGACAUGGAACAAGGAUUCCAUCAGCCAAACCUGGGCAUCCCUUUAGGCAAGAUGAAGCAAUUGUGCCUUGUGAUUUCAAUCUAAUCACUGAUGUGGACUUCCGGCAAUUAGUGAAUUGCCUGCCAAAGGGAGCAAGCUUCACAAUUCUCUCAGACUCAUGCCACAGUGGAGGCCUAAUUGACAAAGAGAAAGAGCAAAUUGGACCCUCUUCUGUCACCAGCGAUGGCACAUUGCAGCAAUCAUGUAGCCCCAAGACCAUUCCCUUUGAAUCAAUUCUACAACAUCUAACAUCACAGACAAACAUAAACACAUCUGAUAUUGGCACUCAUUUGUUAGAAUUAUUUGGAGCCGAUGCAAGCCAUAAGUUUCAUUUACAUCCAAAUGAGCUGGACUUGUCUGAGUCAUUGAAGACAGACGAAGGAAUUCUUCUUAGUGGGUGUCAAGCCAAUGAGACUUCUGCAGACAUGAACCCAAUGAUGACUGGAGGAAAGGCGUAUGGAGCAUUCAGUAAUGCUGUCCAGAUGGUAUUGAAGGAUCAUUUAGGUUCACUCAGCAACAAAGAAGUUGUGCUGCUAGCUAGGAAGUCUUUAGAGGCAGGAGGCUUUGCUCAACACCCUUGCCUCUACUGCAGUGAUGAAAAUGCUGAUGCUCCUUUCUUAUGGCAGCCUCAGGGCUCAGAUUUAUGAGGCAUUGAGUGGUUUGUGCAUGCUUGGUUUGAUAUAUGGUUACUAACAUAUUAUUUCUAUUGAAAUUUAAUAAAAAGGCAAUAAUUGAAGCGGUACCUAAUAAGGGGCUUGGGAAAAAGAAAUUAUUUGUACAAUCACUUUCUUUACAUUAGAAUUAACAGUACUCUUACCAAGAGUCUUGAACCUCAA